Molecule: messenger RNA, 205 nt
Organism: Racocetra fulgida
Lineage: Eukaryota; Fungi; Glomeromycota; Glomeromycetes; Diversisporales; Gigasporaceae
Source: the annotation of a GenBank genome assembly
AUGCAGUUCAAAGGUGACAAUUUUGUACUGAUAGAAAAAGCAGGUAAUGUUGUUGGUAUUGCUGGAGGAGGUAAAUUGGCAGUUUCAGCUGAUGGCCUUAAGGCAGUUGAUUUUGGAGCAGCUUGCGUCGCAGCUUGCGGUGGUGAUUUAGGUACUCCGGACCGUUGCGGAGAUUGCGGAUUUGGGAAAGGGUCUCGUUUAAUUG